This is a messenger RNA of Penicillium crustosum, 1146 nucleotides long. Its product is annotated as zinc-binding alcohol dehydrogenase family protein. Lineage: Eukaryota; Fungi; Ascomycota; Eurotiomycetes; Eurotiales; Aspergillaceae. The transcript has a single exon. The record is from RefSeq and is a predicted model, not a curated record. Gene Ontology annotation, molecular function: oxidoreductase activity, acting on NAD(P)H. The coding region runs from base 1 to 1146 and encodes 381 amino acids.
AUGGCACCAGUGAAUCAAGCAGCCUGGAUCCCCGCAAAAAAGGUCCUACCAUUUAAAGUCGGCGACGCACCCUACACCCGCCCUAGCUUGGGCCAAGUCGUAAUCAAAAACACCGCCGUGGCCAUCAACCCUUUCGACUGGGUGUUGCAGUAUAUCGGCCCAGUACUUGCCGGUUACAUCAAGUAUCCUUUCAUCUUCGGCACGGAUGUCGCCGGUGAAGUCGUUGAGGUCGGUCCCGAUGUGGAGCGUUUUCGCGUAGGCGACCGAGUCUGCGGCAGUGCUGCGGCCAUUGCAAAAGAGGUCAACCGUCCGGCUGAGGGAGCUUUUCAGCUCUAUACAGUCAUGAGACAGAACAUGUUGACGCCAAUUCCACCGACCAUCACCGAUGAACAGGCCUGUGUCUUGGGACUGGGUCUUGGAACUGCCGCAUACGGCCUCUUCCAUCCAGAUUAUCUGGGUCUCGACAUGCCUCAGAUCCCAGCUCCUACUAAAGUUGUAGGAAAAUCAGGCUUUCCAUGCACUGUGGUCAUCACUGGCGGCGCUUCGAGUGUUGGUAGCAACGCCGUACAGCUUGCUGUCGCUGCUGGAUACCAGGUCUUGUCCACGUCGUCUCCGAAGAACUUUGACUAUGUCAAGGGUCUCGGUGCUACCCAGGUGUUCGAUUACAAGAGCAAAACAUUAGUCGAGGAUCUUCUCGGCGCUCUGAAAGACCAUGAGCUCGUCGGUGCCUAUACAAUUGGGGAUGGUGCUGUCCAGACAUGCACUGCAGUUAUGAAGAAACAUGAUCCCAAGCUCACCCGGAAAUUCAUUGCUGUGGCCGGCGCCAUCAUACCUGCUGAAAAACUUACGACAUUUGUUGGUAAAGGUACGUACUUGAUGGGUAUGAUGGGCGGCAUGAUUAAAUCGACUGGGACGCGUAUCAGGACUGGGGUGGAAGCCAAAUUCAUCCUUGUCGAUGACCUGGUUGACCCUGAUGGCGUCGUCUCUCGUAUCUACACAAGUUUCCUACCGCAAGCGCUUGAACAGGGCCAGUUUGUGCCAGCUCCUCCUCCGCAUGUUGUGGGUAAGGGACUUGACAAGAUACAAGAGGCUCUCCAUCUUCAGAGGAAGGGGGUAUCGGGAAAGAAACUUGUCGUGACGCUUUAA